Messenger RNA from Notothenia coriiceps (black rockcod), 1188 nucleotides. RefSeq names its product calcium channel, voltage-dependent, gamma subunit 3b (gene cacng3b). Gene Ontology annotation, biological process: regulation of AMPA receptor activity; neurotransmitter receptor transport, postsynaptic endosome to lysosome; calcium ion transport. NCBI's taxonomy places the organism in Eukaryota, Metazoa, Chordata, Actinopteri, Perciformes, Nototheniidae. Gene Ontology annotation, cellular component: AMPA glutamate receptor complex; postsynaptic density membrane. The transcript has 4 exons. The record is from RefSeq and is a predicted model, not a curated record. Bases 1 to 993 code for a protein of 330 amino acids. Gene Ontology annotation, molecular function: voltage-gated calcium channel activity; channel regulator activity.
AUGAGGCUGUUUGACCGGGGGAUGAUGAUGCUGCUGACCACAGCCGGAGCUUUCUGCGCCUUCAGCCUCAUGACCAUCGCUGUGGGCACGGACUACUGGCUGUACUCCCGCGGGGUGUGCCGCUCCAAGAACCUGAACGACAACGAGACGGUCCGCAAGAACGAGGAGGUGCUGACCCACUCCGGCCUGUGGAGGACCUGCUGCACCGAGGGGUCUUUUCAGGGCGUUUGCAAAGACAUUGAUCACUUUGCUGAGGAUGGAGACUAUCAGCAGGAUGCUACAGAAUAUUUACUACGAGUAGUUCGAGCCUCCAGUCUCUUCCCUAUCCUCAGUGUGGGAUUAUUAUUUCUCGGAGGUGUGUGUGUAGCGGCCAGCGAGUUCUACAAGUCACGUUACAACGUCAUCCUCUGCGCGGGUUUACUCUUUGUCUCUGCAGGUCUCAGUAACAUUAUUGGCAUUAUUGUGUACAUAUCAGCCAACUCAGGGGACCCCAGCCAGAGCGACAACAAGAAGAGCUACUCCUACGGCUGGUCUUUUUAUUUUGGGGCUCUGUCCUUCGUGCUGGCUGAGGUGGUGGGCGUCCUUGCAGUGCACGUGUUCAUAGAAAAACACCGACAACUGCGCACCAAAGGCAGGCCGUCCAUCAAGAAGCCGCCCAUUUCUCGCAACUCGUCUUACCUCCGCAACCGUUACUACCAGAGACGCUCCAGCAGAUACAGCUGCAGGAGCGCCCAGAGUGCACGGGACUCCAUCUCACACUCCUUCAGAGCGUCCUUAAUGCGAGACCGGGAGCCGUCCAUCUGUGCUGAAUCCAAAUCCAUGGCAGGUUUACCCAUAGUGGACUCAGAGUUCUUGAUCUACUCCUUAAACUCGUCUCUCAAGGACGAUAAGAUGGACAUGGCUGUGGAUGAUUUGACUUCUCUGGUUUCCCUCAACAACACAGAGAUGCUGCCUGAAAACUGUGCUUCCAAUAGAAGGACAACUCCUGUGUGAGAGGAGAGGAAGUGAAGGAUGUGCAGAGAUGAAACACAAGAGGAACUUUCCUGGGACGAGAACAUUAAGAGAAAGUCCUCUCACUUUUUUUUUGAGGAAACAGAAAAGGCCAAAAUUGUCCGGCAUAGACUUAUCUGUCAGAAAAUUGUGGAAUCACAGUUCUCAGAGCCCAGCGUGACAUCGACAAAAUGUCCU